Cetraspora pellucida is the source of this 514-nucleotide messenger RNA. NCBI's taxonomy places the organism in Eukaryota, Fungi, Glomeromycota, Glomeromycetes, Diversisporales, Gigasporaceae. The record is from the annotation of a GenBank genome assembly.
AUGGAUAAGAAAAUAAAAUUUUUUAUCCUUUCAUUUUUCAUAUCAAUUCAAUUCCUAGUAAUAUUAUACUAUAUUCCUAUUGGUAGAGAAUCUUCAUACAUAUCACUGGAACUUAAUGUUGAUAAAGAAAAUGAACUAAUACAAAAUUAUUAUCGAGCCAAUGUUACUGGAUUUGUCGAUCCUCUUAUUGGAACGGCUAACGACGGACAUGUGUUCCCCGGUCCUUGUCUCCCUUUCGGAGUUGUUAAAGUAGGGUUCGAUACUGAAGGUUUGGAUUCUAACUCAGGGUACACAGUCGCUGGACAUAUUACCGGAAUAUCUCACCUACAUGUUAGUGGAACGGGAGGUGAGCCAAAAUAUGGAGUGAUAAGUCAAUUUCCGGUGGUGGAUAAGCCAGAUAAAAAUAUUAGUAUAAAUGACUACUCUUCACAAAGAUCGUUUGAAUAUUUCGAAGUUGGUUAUUCAAAAUUUGGAUUAAAACGUUAUAAUAUCAUGGUUGAAUUAACUGCAAGUC